This is a messenger RNA of Solea senegalensis (Senegalese sole), 997 nucleotides long. RefSeq names its product RAB, member of RAS oncogene family-like 3 (gene rabl3). The record is from RefSeq and is a predicted model, not a curated record. Gene Ontology annotation, biological process: intracellular protein transport. The transcript has 8 exons. Gene Ontology annotation, cellular component: endomembrane system. Gene Ontology annotation, molecular function: GTPase activity. NCBI's taxonomy places the organism in Eukaryota, Metazoa, Chordata, Actinopteri, Pleuronectiformes, Soleidae. Bases 34 to 735 code for a protein of 233 amino acids.
UUUUCUUCCGUGUCGCUGCUGUCACUGAAAUAAAUGGCUUCUCUGGACAGAAUAAAAGUGCUAGUUUUAGGAGAUUCCGGGGUGGGCAAAUCUUCCUUGGUCCAUCUUCUUUGCCAGAAUCAGGUGUUGGGAAAUCCAUCAUGGACUGUUGGUUGCUCUGUGGAUGUACGGGUGCACGACUAUAAAGAGGGAACUCCGGAGGAGAAAACCUUCUAUAUUGAACUGUGGGAUGUCGGAGGAUCUAUUGGCAGUGCCAGUAGUGUCAUUAGCACCAGAGCAGUCUUCUAUAAUUCAGUUAAUGGAAUUAUAUUGGUACAUGAUUUGACAAAUAAGAAAUCCUCUCAGAAUCUUUACCGCUGGUCACUAGAAGCUUUGAACAAGGAUUCCUCUCCAACAGGAGUCAUUGUCUCAAAUGGUGACUAUGAUAGAGAACAGUUUGCUGAAAAUCCUGUGCCUUUGUUGCUGAUUGGCACCAAGUUUGACCAGAUACCAGACAACAAGCGUAAUGAUGUUCUCACACGAACAGCCUUCCUCUCUGAAGACUUCAAUGCAGAGGAGAUCAAUCUUGACUGCACGAACCCGAGAUACCUUGCAGCAGGCACAUCAAAUGCAGUGAAGCUAAGCAGGUUCUUUGAUAAGGUUAUAGAAAAGAGAUAUUUCACAAGGGAUCCAAGUCAGAUGACAGGUUUCACUGACAGAAAACGGUUCAACUUCAAGAGUUUGCACUAUGACUGAUGAUGCAUGAAUGCUACAGCGAUGGUUUGGGGUUUUAUCAUCCAUUCAGUCUAAACACAUUUACAGUUUGCAUUAAAGAAGGACUUUAAGAGUAAAAUGUUUUGAAAUGACAUGAGCACUAUAUUUAUGUGUGCAUAGUGAGACUUUCCAUUGAAUUACAAUACAAUUUCAAGCAUUCUUCUUCAGUUUUUAAUGCAAAAAACCCCAAAGCCUUGAUAUCUGAUAAUCAAUAAAAGAAAUGAACAGAUUUUUGCCCACUGCA